Molecule: messenger RNA, 1005 nt
Organism: Cajanus cajan (pigeon pea)
Lineage: Eukaryota; Viridiplantae; Streptophyta; Magnoliopsida; Fabales; Fabaceae
Source: RefSeq, a predicted model, not a curated record
AUGUCUCGUAGAGGUAUUGAUUACGUACCUGAUAGUGACGAAGAAGUAGACAUUGUUCCAUCAAAUGAAGUAUGGACAGAUGAACAAUUUUUGGCGUCAAUGAGAAGUGCAAUGGCAGCUAGACAGGCUGAAGAGGCUCGAGAACAGGAGUCAUUGUCUCCGUUGUCACCCCCUACACCAAAACUUGGGGAUGAUGACGAAGAGACAUCUAGUACACGUGACAUUGGCCGUGUUAUUCCUGGACCAGCUGGUUUGGUCCAAGCUACAAUGAGGAACAGGGAAGCUGAAAAUCCGUUGCCAACACAAGAGUUUUUGGCUGAUCUUAAUGGACCUGCGAUGUUGGUGUUCAACUCUAACCCGUGGCGCUAUGCUAUGCAUUAUGUGAAAUCUAGAGGUCUACCUGAAGUGACAACAUUGAUUAAUAUCGACCACAAUUUACAAAGAGUCCCAACAGUUGUUGCUUUUGUGGAGUCUAUGACCCCAACUGGACAGGAAAAUUAUACUAUUAAUUUAAAGGACCCAACUGCAGCGAUUGGUGCAAGCUUACAUUACAAAGUUAAGCAACACCGAGAAUAUGGGGAAGACAUUGUUGUGGGGUGUGUGUUAAUUCUGAAAGAGGUUGCCGUGUUUGCCCCCAGGGGUUUCCGUGAUCCUUACUUCCUCAAUAUAACUAAAAAUAAUGUAAAACGGAUAUUUGAAACUCAGUACGGUCUUGAUUAUGUCAUACACAUGCCAUCUAGUGGGAGAGUUAUCAAACUUAACGAACACAUGACACUUGUUGAUUUGUUGAAUGAGCAACAAAGUGCUCACUUUGCUCAAAUGGAGGUGGGUAUGGCUGCGGUUGAGGCAGUUAGACUGGUGGUACCUCAGGAUGAGAGAGAUUUAGCAGAGUUUAUGAGAAGAUCUUCAAUGUUUUGGGAUUUUCUGAGGAGAGGAAGUUGGCCUAGGCAAUAUACAAGCUGGUGGGCGAGAUUGUGUACUGGUGGAGAGGCACCAGGAAGAUGA